Molecule: messenger RNA, 3041 nt
Organism: Macrosteles quadrilineatus (aster leafhopper)
Lineage: Eukaryota; Metazoa; Arthropoda; Insecta; Hemiptera; Cicadellidae
Product: putative fatty acyl-CoA reductase CG5065
Exons: 9
Coding region: 139-1698 (519 amino acids)
Biological process (GO): long-chain fatty-acyl-CoA metabolic process
Cellular component (GO): peroxisome
Molecular function (GO): alcohol-forming very long-chain fatty acyl-CoA reductase (NADP+) activity
Source: RefSeq, a predicted model, not a curated record
CGCCUGGCCUGAGCAAGUUGCCAGCAACAUUCCCGAAACGUCAACUUUCGCGCAAUAUUGUUUACUUUCAGUAUCUGUUUUGUAGUUCGUUUCUAGCUGAAACAUUAUUACCGCUGAUCUCCUGAUCCCCACAGCAGGAUGACGGAAGGUAUACUGGAGUGGUAUGCUGACCAGACGGUGCUGGUGACUGGUGGCACUGGAUUUAUGGGCAAAGUUCUCCUGGAGAAGCUGCUCAGAGCUUGUCCAGACAUCAAGCGCAUCUACAUAUUGUGUCGUGCCAAGAGGGGCUUUUCACCAACUACAAGAGUAUCAGAAAUAACUAAGCUUCCUCUAUUCGACCGUCUUCGCAAGGAGAACCCGGCGGUCCUCCGCAAGCUGGUGGCGGUGGAGGGAGACCUGACGGCGGUGGACCUAGGUCUUCGCCCUGACCUGAAGACUCAACUGCUGCGGGAAGUCACCGUGGUGUUCAACGGGGCGGCGUCCCUGAGGCUGGAGUGGGGACUCAAGGCAGCCAUAGAGAGUAACACCCUGGGAACACUGAGGGUGCUCGAACUGGCCGAGCAGAUGAGUAACCUACAGGCAUUCGUCCACCUGUCUACAGCGUUUUGUCACUGCGAGUAUGAUACUUUAGAGGAGACGACCUACCCCUCCCCCGCCAACCCCCAUGAUAUAAUCCGCAUCUGUCAGUGGAUGGACGACACUACUCUGGAGCUGAUAACUGCAAGGUUACUUGGACCACACCCCAACUGCUACACAUACUCUAAGAGAUUAGCUGAGAGCCUUGUGAGCGAGUUUGGGACCCGCAUACCUUGUGCUAUUGCUCGUCCUUCUAUAGUGACUCCCGCUUACCGAGAGCCCGUGCCGGGAUGGGUGGACAACCUCAACGGCCCCGUGGGUGUGAUGGUCGGCGCUGGCAAGGGUGUCAUCAGAUCCAUGUUGUGUGGGGAAGAUAACAGAGCAGAGGUCAUCCCCGUGGAUGUCGCCAUCAACGCAGUUAUCACCAUAGCUCACAAGCGAGCUACGCACAAGACCGAUCUAGCAGACCAAGUACCAGCCUUCAACAUAUCCUGUGGUGACGUAGUACCCAUGACUUGGGGCGAGGUACUCAAGAGGGGUAAACACUACGCCUACGAGUACCCCUUCAAUAGCGGCCUGUGGUACCCCAACGGAACCAUACGCACAAACCGCUUCGUGCACAACCUCAUUGUCUUCUUCCUUCAGAUUCUCCCCGCCUACUUCAUUGACUUCGUGAUGAUUCUGAUCAGGCAGAAGCGGUUUAUGGUUCGUGUCCAGAAGCGCAUCUCUGUAGGGAUGGAAGUUCUGCAAUACUUCACGAUGCGCAACUGGCAUUUCCGCGUGGAUCGGACCAGAGCUCUGACGGAGGAUAUGAACCAACGAGACAGAGAGAUCUUCUACCUGGCCAACAUGACGUACCACAUAGACGAGUACCUAGUCAACAUACUGCUGGGGGCGAGACAAUACUGUAUGAAGGAGCCUCUUAGUAGUCUGCCUACGGCGAGGAAACAUCUCACCUGGUUGUUCUGGCUGGACUGCCUAGUCAAGGCCGUUCUGGGGCUGCUAGCUGCUUGGUUCCUGGUGGGCUGGGUGUCUGUGGCUCGAUCUCUACUGGACUAUUCUGCCACACAUCUACAGAGACUGCCGUUCCUCAAAGCCUUAGUCCCACAGGCUAGUCCCUGAAAACAUACGACAGUCAGCACUCCCUAGGUCUCAGGUUCUUGACAAGACCAUAAGCCAAUUCUAAACGUCAUAAUCUUUUUCAUUUUUCUGUGUUUGAAGGUGUACCAAAGUACCAUAAGUGAUUAAAAUUAAUAAUCACUAACUAAUCGUCUCCUUGUAGCGAUAAAAACAUGUUAUAAUGGGAGAGUGUCUAAAAGAACAAAUCUGUAAAAGGUUAUUUUUGCUUCAAAUUAGGUAGUGUAUUUGCUAUUGCUCACUGGUGAAUAGCUACACAAAUUGUCUUGCUAAUUUCAGUUGGUUUUUCUUUUGCGCUUUAGUGUCACGAUGACUGUAGUAGAAUGUUUAUUUUCACACUAUCGAAACGUGUGUUCAUAUGUUCGCGCAAUAAAAAUCAUACACAAUUGAAAAACUAAUAACUGUUCGGCAUUCAGUGGAGAUGCUGUUAAAAAAGUAUCAUGAUCCAACGACUAUGCACGUAAUUCUACAUUAUGAACAAUACAAAGCUUUGUAUUGUUUAGUUGAUGAAUUAGUCUAACCCAGUUUGAAUAUUAAACGCAGCAUUUGUACCGAACUAAAAUUGUUAAGGUACAUUUUAAGAAUCAUCUUGUUUCUCAUAACAAACAUAGGAGAACAUACAACCAUGAUGGGGAACAUUGUGGUAGUACAAACCUCUCGUGAUUUCAUAUGUAUAUAGGUCACAGGAAGAGAACUAUUUUAAGUUUAAGAUUUUGUUUAGACAUUUAUGGAUAACUAGUGGUCGUCCUGUGGUCGAAACUCGACCAAAAAUAAUUAAUGUACAGACUUCUCUAUUUUCUCCCCACACUGUAAAAAAAACAUGUGAUUGGAAUUUCUUCCAUUUGUUUUGAUUUUCUGUUUACAUUUUGUUGUUAUUUCGUCACCAUCAUGGCAACCCAUAUGGUCCAUGUUAAUUUUUUGAAGUUUUCAAAAUCAUUUUUUGUUCUUAUUUGUUAGCCUAUUUUAAUUUUUAAAAGCAUUCUGCACAUCUACAGGAAAAUAUAUUUCCAGCAGUAUGCGUAGAUUUUCCCUGUGAUGCACACGAGCUGAGAAAAAAGGUUUUAAAGAAACAUGCUUGCCUAUUAAUAUAUAGAUAGAUAUGCCGAAUGUCAUUGGCCUUGAUAACCCUAAAUAUUGUUGUCAUUAUGUCACACCUACGAGACUGUAUCACAAUUAGUUGUAGUAUGAAUAUUUGUAGGAUUUAGGUUGGGGAUAAUACUAUUAACUCGGCACCACAAUGACACCGCAGCCAACAUGGGAAUGUAAUCGACAAACUGCUGCAGCGUGUGUUACUGUAUUUAGAAUGUGUGGUGCUGUACAGCAUUAGC